UUCUAGCCCUCUCUCUAUUGGUGGUAAUGAGCUUGUGCCACCAGCCGAUUGGUAAAAUGGACGUUUUCAAAAUAGAUCAAUCGCUGAGUGGUAACCUGGGUCGCGCUCCCUCUCCCGAAAAGAUAAACCCUCCGCAAAUUACUUUCGAAGCCGGUUCUGAGUUCAAUUUAUGUUUUUUUGACACUCCUGAAGACACGCAGGGAUUUAGUGACCCUAGUUCAGUGGGUUCAACGACUGAAGGUUCUCCCCCGCCCCAACAAUUAACAUCUUUACAUAUACCUCUUAAAGUUACGCCAGUGCAAAGUCCGGUGCUGAUCACUUCCCCAGGAGGAACUACAUCUACUAUAGCAAUCAAACAAGAACAACAUUACGUCGCUGCCGAUUCUAACAGUUCCUCUACCACCAAAUCUUUCGUUCCUUGUAAAGUAUGUGGAGACAAAGCAUCUGGUUACCAUUACGGAGUAACCUCUUGUGAAGGAUGUAAGGGAUUCUUCAGAAGAAGUAUUCAGAAGCAAAUAGAAUAUCGAUGCCUCCGAGACGGCAAGUGCCUAGUAAUACGUUUAAACAGAAAUAGAUGCCAGUAUUGCCGAUUCAAAAAAUGUUUAUCCGUUGGGAUGUCUAGAGACUCUGUUCGAUACGGUAGGGUGCCAAAGCGGUCGAGGGAAAGAAGUACUGAGGAACCUUCAAGAGUAACGACCUCAGACAUUGAUCAACCUGAUGCAGAAACUAAGCAACUAGCUAUAUACGAUAUCAUCCUUAGUGUAUCACAAGCACAUCAUGCGAAUUGCGGAUAUACGGAAGAACAAACGCGCAAUCUAUCGAGAAAACCAAUUAUUCUUCCUCCCGCGAGCCCAGAGUCGGAUACAGAGGUAGCUUCAUCAACAGCAGAGUCAUUAGAAAUGGAGAGAUGUUGGUUGUGGCAACAAUUUGCCUCGAAUAUUACGCCGAGCGUUCAAAGGGUGGUAGAGUUCGCGAAACGAGUUCCCGGAUUUUGUGCUUUAGGCCAAGACGAUCAAUUGAUACUCAUAAAAAUAGGAUUCUUUGAAAUUUGGUUGAGCCACGUUGCAAGGCUAACUUCGAAUACUUCGAUGAUGUUCGACGACGGGACGACGGUUAGUCGUCAACAAUUAGAAACUAUGUAUGAUAGCGAUUUUACCACAUCCCUAAUCCAUUUCGCUACCAGCUUCAACGCUCUUGCCCUUAACGACACAGAGGUUGGGUUGUUUUCUGCCGUGGUUUUAUUAACGGCGGAUCGACCUGGUGUAACCGAUGUAAAAACGAUCGAACAUCAUCAAGAUAAGUUGAUAGAAGCUUUGAAAGUACAGGUGGGACGUAACCACGCAAGCGAACCACAAAUUUUCUCAAAUUUAUUGAUAAAACUCCCGGAAUUAAGAAAUUUGGGGGCCAAGCAUACUACUCACCUGGACUGGUUCCGAUUGAACUGGACCAAACUCACACUACCUCCCUUAUUUGCAGAAAUUUUUGACAUUCCUAAAACAGAAGACGAUCUCCAGUGAUGCCACAAGUUAUGAAACAAAAUGACGUAUGAUUCCGGAAUUAAUCGACAUAACUUAAUGUAUACGCCGUGAAUCUUGCUGUUUUAUGCCUCGACUUGCUCAAAAUGUGCUACAAGGCUGAAUAUUGACGUAUGGAAGUUAAAUUUUUGUAAUUCUCUUUAAUAAGAUCAUAUAAUUAUUUUUAAAGGAAGCAUAUCAUUUGGAAAACUUAGCAAAAAUAUUCAAAUUAAAAAAAAAUUAUAUGACUUUAGUAUAAAGAGAGUUAUCAACUAUUAUCGACAGGGUCAAGCUUUUCGUUUCACUUAGUGAUUAGAUUUAUAUAGUUUUUAAUUGAGAUUUUUUAAGAUGUUAUACAUAUCAUUAUAAAUGAAAUAUGUAUUUAAACGUAUCUAUGUACAUAGUAUUCUGUUUUAAUUUUAUAAAUUUUGGUGUGGAGGACUAUCGGUAAUGUAUAACUAAUAUAUAAUUUAAUCACUUUAGAUUCAUAAAAAAUACAAUAAUUGAAACAUAAACAAAUUAGGAAUGAAAUAAGAAUAACAAUUAACUUUAAAUAGUCCAAAUAUCAAUAGGUUAUAUGAGAAACUUUCUCAAUAAUAAUAUACAUCCAUUAUUUAAUUGAACAGAUAAUGAGGUUGAACAUAUCAAUUAUUUAGUUUUCUUUUGUUACCAACACUUAUAAAAAAACGGAUAUUCUAAUAAAAACGGUUCAUUUCUCAACUUUUCAAUUAAUUAUUCUCUAAAUAAGUAUGAAAAGAAUUUUAUGUCAGUCUGCUGUUAUUACAAAUUUAAGCGAUAGAUAUCAAAAAAAGUCAAAGAGAGGUUGCAACUUGUUAUUAUUGCCUAACUUCUUAAGAAAAAAAGUAUCUUAAAUUUAGGAAAAACAAUUGGAUUAAGAAUACAAAAAAAAUAAUUUUACAAUCUAAUCGAAAAAUUAGUACUAGAGGAUAAGGAUUAUUACCAGAAUAAAACUUGAAACCAAAGAAAUAGUAUAUUCGAACAAAGUCUACAAACAACAGAGAGUUUCUAAAUUAAUGCGACAAAAUUCAGUAGGUGAUUGCUCGGUGAAAUUAACCUACAACAAAAUUGAGUUUCUAUUUUUUUUUUCUAAGGUUUCAGUUAUACUAAAAACUUUUAACUCUGUAAUUUUCGUGCACUCGUAAAAGACUAACUACGGAUAUUUUUUCAAUAUUUCUGUUACAUUAUAUGGGGAUGGAAUUAGUAACUAUUACUUGUAAGCAUCAGUUGUAUUAUUGUUAAUUUUUUUCCCAAAUCCAACAGCUGCAAAGUAAAAAAGCAACAUUAUAAUUUAUAAUUUUUUCAAUAGAUUUUUUAUCAAGACCGCAAUAUGUUAAAUUUUUUUCUGUCUUAUAUAUAUUAUAAUUAUAGCAGAAAUUCAUUUCAAAUUAGAAGAGAUCUAAAAUCAAGAACAUUUAGAAACAAACAUAUUAAAAGGUGAAAGAAAGAAAGAAACGGGGUGAGGCAUUGGGAAUUAGCCCCUAAAAUAUAUAGUUUACCAAAGCUGCACAAGCCUACCCCAUUAUCUAAUUAUUUGAAAAAUAUUUACACCAAAACAAAAUAUUUUAUAUCAGCACAAUAGUAUAUCAAAAACACAUGGGAGACUUCAAAGAAAAAAUUAAAAGUAUGAAAAAUCAUAACGAAUAUAUAUUUAUUUAGUUGGAUGUAGUUCCUUUAUAUACAAAUAUUUCUAUUUCCAUUGUGAGAAAUUAAAGAAUAUAUAAAAAUGCCUCGAAACGAAUUUAUUAAAGCUAUAAAACCAUUACAACAACAUAUUACAAGUGUUAUAGCUCAAUUAGUAAUGGAAGAUCUCGAGGAAACUGUCCUAAGCAAACUUGAUAUAAACAUUCCAUUCUUUUUCUGAUAUGUAUAAGCGUUACUGCCGUACCAAAGAAUUUAAAUUGGAAACAUGAAUAAAAAAUCCAAUUCUAAUCAUAUAAAACUUCAAUCAACAAUCGAAAUCGAACAAAUCAAAUCGAAAUCAAAUUUCUUGAUGCCACAUUAAAUAAAAUUAACAAUAACAAGAACAGAAUGGUAUACGAAACCAACUUGAUUCUCAAGAUAUUUGAACUUCACUUCAUUUCUUCCUAUGUCACAAAAAAAAUAAGUGAUAGUAAGUUUUGCUGUUAUCCUGCUGCUAUCCAACUAUCAGGAUCCUGAAUUUAGAUGAUUAGCUAUUCAAAAAACAGAAACAGCAUUGAAAGAAAAUAAUUAUCCGAAAAAAAUGAUGAACAACAUAUUCAAAUAAAAGAAUAAACAGAUACUACAAUCAAUUAAAAAGUAAAACAGAAAAGAAAACAUCGGAACAAAACACUUCUCCUUACCAUAUGUACAAGGAUUUUCCCAACAAUUUUCAAAUUAUUUCAAUAAAUAAUAUUUUAUUAUUUAUUAAUAAUUUAUUAGUAUAAGUCAUGAAGAACAUAAUACAUUAUCCAAAUAUUUCACUUACUAAAAUAUAAAACACCAAAAAAACAAAAGAAAUAAUAUUAUAUACCAAGUGCCUUGUACUAAUUGUGACGCUGUCUACAUAGGGCAGACAUCUCAAUAUUUAGAAAAUAGACUAAGAGGUCAUCAAUACGAUAAAAAAAAAGAAAUAGUUCUCAUUCAUAGGAACGAAAAAGCUAUAAAUGAUAAAAAAGAUCUAAAUAAUUUAAGUAAAAUUUAUAGUUCUAUUUUGUAAAUUCUAAUAAAUUUAAUUGAUUACCGCUAUAUAUUUGAGAUGAGGAAACCAAAGGAAAAAUUAAUUUUUCUUAUUGGAGUUGGAGUUCUAAGUUGAUUUUAUCCUUAUUUUGAUAUUCAUGAUGAAGGAGAUCUAUAGAUCAAUAUAAAUAAGUAAAUUUUCAGUGGCAAUAUCAUAUUUUGAUAAAUUAUUUUAAAUCUAAAUUCUAGUUUAAUUGAAAACUGAUUUUAAAAAAAACUGUUGACAUCAUUCCGAACUUGUCCAAUAUUUAUCUCUAAUUGUAAGCAGCAUAGCAUCAAUCAUUGAUCCGGCAAUAUUGUAGUUCUGUAGAUACUGGUGAAAAGAUCUAUCUGUUAUUUCUGUUUGCCAAAAUCCAGACAAUCAAAUGUUGGUCUUAUAACAACUGUUCACUUAUUCUUAUAAUCGAAUCUUCUAGAAAGAAUUCAAUAUGAGGGCAAAAUUUUAGAUGUUGUGAAAUACCAGAUACACCUAAAUAAUAAAUAUUCACUAUUAAAAAAAAACGAUAUGACAUUAAAGUCAAAAAUUUCUAUAUAAUGGAAUAUCAAUUCUUAAAAAUUCACCUAAUUGCUUUUAGCUCAGAUAUUAUUGUAUUUUUUAUUUAAACAAAGACUUGAUAUUAUUAGGGUAAAAUAUGUUUAAUAUGUUUUUACAAUGAUUUAGUUAUUGAUAAGUGAGUACAAUGGAUCUAAUGUGAUUUUGAAAAUAAUAGUUAUAUUGUUAUCGUUUUCGGGUAUUAAAAUAUUAUUAUAGUCAUGUAAUGUUGAUAAAUAAUGUCGAUAUUGGUGGUAUGAAAUCUAUUAAGCUUAACUACUUAAUGUGAAAAGAAUCAUAUCGCAGUAUAUAAUAUAUUACACCGAUUCCCAGAAACCUAUAUCAAUUUUCAAAUUAAAAGUUUAUAAAUUCUAGUAUAGAUCAAUAAGAUUCAGUAUUGAUUCAACUUUCUCAGUGAAGGGCAGUAGCGACACUUCUCGAGCAGUUUCCAGCCCAAAAAAGUAACUCUAAAAAUAGCUUAUUAGUUUUUCAAACUUUCUACUUAUCAUGCUGGCAAAAGGUUAGAUUUAUUAUUGUACUUUUAUUAUUAUAUUUUAUUCUAUUAUUAUCCCCCUAGUUUCUCCGAUAAUGCCUGCAACAAAUAAGCGAUAAUAAAUUAUUUUAACACUUGAGGCCCAGACAGACGCGUUCGUUUUAUCUCGAUGCGACUGCCUUUUAAUAGUUUAUGCCGUAUACAUGCAAAAACUGAUAUGUACUUAUAUACAAAGUUUAUACAGCAUAUUAUGUCGAGAAGAGGAGUAAUUUGUAAUUUACAAAGCCGUUUGACAACAAUUAUGAUCAAAUAUAGAAUUAAAAUAGCUUUCCCAAGAUAACGUUUCAUCUACUUCUAUUAUUAUUUGUGAAGUUUUCUCGGACAAUUAUUUCAUUACACGAUAUACUGAAACAGUAUUGAACACAUUUUAUCAUCUCAUUGUUUCAAAAAAAAAUUUGCAGCUUCUUUAUUUUGUGUGCAGUCAUUAAAUUAGAAAAGUCAAACAUCAAAUGAGCCGGUACCAUACGAUGUUUUCGCCAAAGUUCACCUUAGAUCCUGAAGAUUGGACGAAGGCUGGAACAUUAUCUAAAGAAAUCAAAAAGUAGUAAAAAAGUGAUAAACAGCAUACAACAGAUAUAUUUUUUUAAAAUAAACUGGAUGAUUCAACAAGUAUUGGCUCCGACUUAGUUUUAAUGUUGAGUACUCCUUUGACGAGGGUUAACGAAACCAACUUUCCAUGGCCAACUUUCCAAUGCCAACGCUGGAAGCAGAACAUUCGUCGAAUGGCACUACGACCAUAUUUUGCGUCCAAUCGUAUCAGCAUUCAACGUUGGAAGCAUUGGACGCAUAGUGUGAUGCCGGCUUGUGUUUUGGUUGAAAUCUUAAUAGUAUAAAGUAUCGGAAAGAAAUCUAUUAUUUAGCUGAUCGUUUUGAAGUGGUACAAGAGCCAUCAAAAUAAUUUCAGGGGGCUACAAAAAUCUAAGAUGAAACAAAUGUUAAAUAUAAUAAUAUUUAUGAGAAACUUUUAUCAAAAAUCACAAUUUAUAAAGGUUUAAAGGUGCACUAGAAAGAAAAAAAUAGGGACAGAAUAGGAUUCGUGGUAGAUAAGGUACGUAUGAGGUCAGAAGUUGAUGAUAACAGAAAUUUAAAAUUUACUCAAAUUUUAUACGAAUUUUAUUUUUUUCAGAAUGGUAUAUGUUGUAUUGUAUUCUCUCAUAAAACACCCACACUUUUGUUAUUGUAAUAAUCAAAUAUAAUAUAUAAUAUAAUUAAUAUAAUUAUUCUAAUUUUAAUCUAUUAUUACCAGUUUCUGCCUUCAUACGUACUAGCCUUGUCAACCACAACCCCUAUUCUGUCCUUAUUAUUUCUUUUUAUUGCACUUUUAAACCUUAAUAAAGUGCUGAUUUUAAAAAAGUUUAUUAUAAUAUAUAAUUUUUUACGUUUCACUCUUGUUAUUUUAUCAGUAAAAUUUUGUAAUCAAUAUUUUAUAUACGUCCUACGUUCUAUUGAUUGUUUACUUCUAAAAUCAAAUUACGAAAAGAUGGAACCUAUUUCCUCUCAAUGGACCUCACAUUUUAUAUUGCUAUCCGAGAGCACUAUAUCAGUUUUGUCACGUGUUGUACUUCAGUUGUCUGAAAACUCUUAAACAAUUGAUACUUUAUAAUUGGUCAAGAUCUUGCAACUUUACACUAGGAUUCUAAGUCUUUGCGUCUGAACUUAAACUUCGAUCAUGCACGGUUUCUUUUCCGUUAGCUUCAAGUCAUUUAUAUCAAAAACAAUCAUUGAAAAUUUAUAGACGAAAUUUGUAUUUUAGUUGCUGAUUUUAAUAGCACCAUCUAUUGCAAUCUAUAUAGAAAUUUUUAUUUGUUGCUAGCGCAGUCUAUUGGUGAACUUAUUAAUAACCACUUAUUUGCCAAUUAAUUCGUUUUUUUUUUAUUAAUUCAUUUAUUGUCAUCGGGAGCAAGUAAGCGUGCAAAAUUUCAAAAUGAUUGGUUCUCGGGAAGUUAGUUAAAUGUUGAUUACAAAAUAUGUAGUAUACAAACAAACAGUGUGAUUUGAAUUAAAUGUGGUAAAAAGAUGAGCAUUCUAGGAAGUUUUGAUAAUAUGAAUUGUGUUUUCAUGUGACGGAAUUAGAAAUUGCUUGAGAGUGAACAAUUUAGUGAUGUUUUACUCAAUUAAUCUAAUGUUUUACUUGAACGUAUGUAUGUCAAAGUUUAUUCUUUUUAGAGUACAAAUAUAAUUCUUAUAGAAUUAACUAUUUUUUCAAUCUUUCCACAUAUACAUAUUUGGUGUUCAGAGAAUGAAAUUCCCUGUAAUGUGGAAGGUACCUAGCAAUAAAAUAAUUGUUUAUUAUCCAGGAUUGAAUAAUUUGUGUAAUUCGAAUAAGGCAUAUUUCUUAAUCAUGAUAGUGUUAUUUGGUGUGGUUAUUAUAUUAUUAUAGAAAUUCUAUAUCGAAGACGUAUACAAAUCAUUUCUUUCCAUUCUAGACAGUAUAAUAUUCAAAAUCAAAAAUUUUUUAAAGUUACUGAAUAUGGACGAACUUGAGAUUAGAUUCAAAAUAUAAAUUAAAAUUCUGGUAUUUCUCUUCUAGGGUGUUACUAAGCUCAAGUCAUUGAUGUUAUUGUCGUGUUAAAGCUGCAAAAAUGUGAACUGAAGCAAACAUUUAUUUGAUACUUUGUAUCCGAGAUAGGUGAAUAAUGAAUAAUACUCAUACUUAAUAUGCAAUAUUUUUUAGAUUUAAAUUAUUUAUUAAUAAUCUUCCUUGCAAACUUCGUUGUAGUUUAGUACACAAAAAAUUAUCAAAGUAAUAUAACGACAAGGUAGAUACUCGGUUAUUUUUUUGGGUUUAAUUUAUAUCUGGAGAUAUUGUCAAACUUUACCUAAAAUUGAGUUCAAUAUAUCAAGAUCUAACUUAAUCAUUCUGUUAAUCAUUGUGGUUACGGUUACAGGAUCUUUUAUAUAAAAAUUAUUUGACGUCUAACUUAGCAGUAUGUAAAGGAACUAAAUUGUGGUAGAUAAAUGUUUCUGACUACAGAUAGAUGAGACAAGUGACUGGUUAACUUUUUUCAAAUUAUGUAUACGUAUCUGAAGGAAUUAUCUUUGUACCGUAAAUUAUCGAUUCUUCAGUCCUUUUUAUGUAAAUAAUGUAUUUUUAUUAGUCGUGCGGGAAAAGCGGCAUCUUUACGCUUGCUGUUACGGUAGAAAAAUAACGAUUUGUCCAUUCUAUCAUUGCGAGUGCUAGAAGUUAGUCAGUAUAAAAUAUAAUGUUUUUUAUUGGGAGUGAUUGUUUAUUAAAAAUAAAAUGUGGUUCUGAAAUGAGAAUACUCAAUUUAGUAUAGUGAAUAGUACCUACACUUUUCUCGAGUAUGACGACGAGAUUAUGUCAAGUUAAAUUUGGAUAUUUAUCUCCAAAUAAUAUUUACAAUUCUAUAUUCUAUAACACCCUUUAAAUGUCCAUUUCUAUAAAUUUUAAUAAUUUGUCUUAUAAUAGAAUUCAUUUUAUCUGUCACAAUAAAGUGAGGAUUAUUACACUAAAAACUCAAUGAGCAGAGAGAGAUAAAAUUUUAAAUGGAAACAUCAUGUAUACCUGUUAUUUUUUUCAAAUUAUUUUGUCUAAGCAAAAAGUUGUAUCAAUUUUAAAAUGAAUUUCUGGAUCCAGUAACGAUAACCUCAGGUAUACGACAUAACGUUAAUGUUAAUUUUUCUUAUAAAAGCACACAUUUAUUGAGAUAAUAGAUUAGAUGUUACUAUUUUGAAUGAAUAAUUUAUUUUUUCAGAAACCCAAUGAAAAAGUUGUAUGUUAUCUCCGAUUGAACCUAGGCCGAUGGCUGUGCUUAAAAUAAACUGUUCUUUGGAAAAAAUUAAAUAUAUAGGUUUCCCAAAACAAAUUCAAGUUGAUUAACGAUAAUAAUUAAUAAUAAUAACUGAAUUGUCUGAUUACCUUUCCAAAAGACGCAAAUUUUAUUAUUUAUUGACAUGCAUAAUUCCACUGCCUUAUUCAUUGAUUCACGAUCAUGCCAUCAAUUUAUUUAUUGUCGAGAAUCAUUUUUAUAAUAAUUUAAUUAUCGAAUAUUCUGUUUUUUUAUAUAUAUACAAGUCAGUCAAAAUUAAAACUAAUAGUACAAGAUUAUUAUUAACUUAUAACGUCAAUUAUAAUAGUACAGAUAAUAUAUUUCUUCUUUCCCUGAAUGGUAUGACCACCAGACAGAUUUAAAUCCAGUGGGAAAUGGAAUUAUUUCAAAUGUUGGGAGAAUCACUUUAUGUUGUUACGUUAUUCGAAGUAAGUCAUCUGAUUCUUCUAAAAUUGUUUUUAACUGGAUUUCCAUACUAAUGCAAUCACACAAACUGGCGUAGUCAUAGGAUAACUUACUGUUAAUAUAGCUGAUAUGUAUAUAUAAAAUAAAACUAAACUUCAAAGAAUCAUAGAUAUUAGUAAAUGUUAAUACGUUGUUAUGAUCUAUCUUGUUUAUUCUAUUAAAGAUUAAAAUCUAAGGUAUUGUUUAUGCACUAGAAAUUUUACUUUCCAUUCAAAUAACUUAGGAUAAUUUUUUAAGUUUACUGAGUAAUUUAAAGAUAUUUUGAUAUGUGAUUAUGUAGGACUCGUUAUUGUUCGAUUUCAUUAAUUGUAUAUUGUAUCAAAUUGAAAUCUUCAUUAAAAAAUUAUUCCUUAUAUA
Diorhabda carinulata is the source of this 9930-nucleotide messenger RNA. It is a transcript of the gene Eip78C, whose product is annotated as ecdysone-induced protein 78C. The record is from RefSeq and is a predicted model, not a curated record. The coding region runs from base 27 to 1517 and encodes 496 amino acids. Gene Ontology annotation, molecular function: nuclear receptor activity; sequence-specific DNA binding; zinc ion binding. The transcript has 8 exons. Gene Ontology annotation, biological process: regulation of DNA-templated transcription. Lineage: Eukaryota; Metazoa; Arthropoda; Insecta; Coleoptera; Chrysomelidae.